Messenger RNA from Lymnaea stagnalis (great pond snail), 2415 nucleotides. Lineage: Eukaryota; Metazoa; Mollusca; Gastropoda; Lymnaeidae. The record is from the annotation of a GenBank genome assembly.
AAAUAUUAACAUAUUUGUCCAAGUUACUUUUGUUGUUUUUUUAUUCCCUACUUAUCCCCGAGUUGGAAAUCUACUAUUCAUAAAUCAUGGCAUAUGGUAUUAUGCUGUAUUGGAAUACCCAGAUACAUAUAGUAUCUAUUUCCCAUCGAUUAUCCCGCCCUAUUAUCACUUCAUUAUAAGCGUGCCUUCCAUUCCCUUGGCGCUUAGUCUUAUCCAGAGAGAGUAGCUAAACAUAUGUCAUUAGGCAGCACAUGCCAGCAUACGUGUCGUCGGGUUCAUGUGGUGUUGAGCCAUUGUGUCUGACACGUUCGCGUGGGUCAUCAUGUUGAACUGUCUCAUUGACUGUCGGACGCCUCGGAGAGAGGCCCGGCUAAAAUGACGGCUUCUGUUGGUAGCGUUUUGCUGUACAGCGACAUUCGCCAGUUGCACGACAUUUUAAAUAACGGGAGGAUAGAAAAUGGCGCCAUCAGACGUAUGCUAGCCAGCGGAAGUGCGGCUCGUAUAAGAAUAGCGCUUUGUUUUACCGGAAACUACGUCACGGAAGCAACGAAACGGGAUAGCUUAGAAAAAGAUGAGUGUUCGACUCCGCAUAAGGACAUCGAUUCUGUUGAAGGAGUAAUGGAGACAGCUGAAAUGCUUCACUCGCUCUCGGCUGCACAGGGUGAAGAUGUAUCAAGACGUGGAUAUUUUGGAAACGAGGCUGCUGCGACAAAUUUAGAGCCAUCAGUUGACCUCGGAGCGUCCUCUGCCGAGCCAGAAAUGAUGGAUGUUAAGCUAGACAGCUUUAUAAUACACGAUUCCCAAAGUGAUGUAAGGACACCUGGCCCACCAAAUGGCAGGGGCGUACUUGGCCCACCAAAUGACAGGGGCGUAUCUGGCCCACCAAAUGACAGGGGCGUACCUGGCCCACCAAGUGAUGAGAACGCACCCGGCUCACCCAAUGAUGCGAUCGCACCUGGCCCACCUAAUGACAGGAGCGUAUCUGGCCCACCUAAUGACAGGAGCGUACCUGGCCCACUUAAUGACAGGAGCGUACCUGAGUCACAGACUGACCUAGACGUAUCAGGACUUUAUGUACGGGAUCCAUCUUGGCAGCUACCUGAACGUGCUCCGGCUGUCUUCGCGUCACAUGCACCCACGCGUAUUGCUACAGUAAGUGAGCGAUUGAACAGGGAGGAUAUUGAGAACAUAAGAAAGGACAGUGACAGGCACUGGACUGAUGACGCUGUGCUGUCACAGAGUGGAUACAGACUCUUGGGGUGAGUAGGGGCCUUAAUAGACAUUAGAACAUCGGUGUUAUCUCCCCUCUCGUUGUUGUAUAAGACAGUUCAAUCCCCCGGCCCGUUAAAAAAAACGGUUUAUGAUCUCAGAGAAAAAAAAACCCAUCUUUGUCGGUGUUGGUUAGACCCCUAGACCUAGAAGCUCGGGGUAACAAAAAAGGGGGUGGGGUGGGGUGGUAUUUGAUAACAAUUGCAUAUGCUAGAUGGAGAAACAAUACAAAUUCCACUUUUUAAAACAUAAACUUUACGAAAUUUGUUUCGUAUCUCUAUUUCCUACCUUUUUCUAAACAAGAUUUUGUUAGAUUGAUUGAUUAAGGACUUUCUAUCAAUCAAAAUGUUAUGAUUUUUUUAUUUACUUAUUUGGGAGAUUGGUAAAAUUGCGAAUCGGAAACUAGAAAGAUAUGUCGGCAUAAAUUUUGUUGCAAUAGUUAGCUUUUAACUUUAACAACAGUGCAAGCGGGCGUAUAAUACAUGUAUUAAUCUACUUUUCUUAUUAAUUUAAUUUAGUAGCAUAGGGUUCGUCAUUUAAUGGUGGAAAUCUAGUAAUAGAACAUCCGGGCGUACAGCCUGGCCAAUCUCAAUAUAUUAAUAAAACAUACUGGUAUUCUGUUUGGCCAAACAACUUUUCGAUAUGUUAUGUCUACGUUAAUGUGAACCUUAACCUAGUCAAAAACGUAUUUACAACUGUUUUUUAAGAAAGAGUUUAAAAACAAAUUGUAACUGCUAUAUAAAUAUGCGGAAAUACAUUGUUAGAGAAGCUGUUAUACGAAAACGUUGUUUCAAAAUAGUAACAUUGCGUAAUGCCUCGUGACGUUUUCCGGUGUCAGAAAUGACAAAACCGUAUGAGAUCAUCUUUUGUUUUCAACAUUUUCUUGUUGAAUUUUUUUUCCUUUAUCAACAGAUCUGAUAUGAUACUCCAAGUCAUUCGGCUUUGAGCAGGUCGAUUACAGAAAACCAAAAAGGCGUUACAAGGAGCGAUGCAAAACUGCACGAUUGAGAAUUUUUUUUUUCAAAUUUUUUUAAACACUUAAAUGAAGAGCGCUGAGAACGUCUCGACGUGUUUCUUAUAUCUUCCCGUUUGUGCUUCACAUUUGGCGACUGACGCUGUCAAUAAAUAACUUAUUUUUCUUGAUGU